Rattus rattus (black rat) is the source of this 1174-nucleotide messenger RNA. RefSeq names its product membrane spanning 4-domains A12 (gene Ms4a12). Gene Ontology annotation, biological process: cell surface receptor signaling pathway. The coding region runs from base 83 to 889 and encodes 268 amino acids. The record is from RefSeq and is a predicted model, not a curated record. The transcript has 7 exons. NCBI's taxonomy places the organism in Eukaryota, Metazoa, Chordata, Mammalia, Rodentia, Muridae. Gene Ontology annotation, cellular component: plasma membrane.
AUCAGAUUGUAGCUGAGAGAGAGAGAGCCCUGCGGUGUUGGGAAAGCUGCGUAAGUCCACUGAGACCACCCCGCCUUUCUCAAUGGGGGACAUAAGGACAUCUUUCCAGACUACCUACCCUGGAAUGCGUGGCACCAUUCCGAAUCCUUACCCACCAACAAGUUCCAUGGGUCUUCAUCCUCAACAACCUCUGGGUUUUUCAAAUGUAAGAAACCAAGUACAGACUGGGCAAGUUUCCUUCAUUACAUCUCCAGGAAUCUUCCCUAACAAUCAGCUGGGUCGAGAAAAUGUGCCAAGGGUAAAUCCAGCACCAAGAGCAGCAACCAGCAAUGUUAAAGAUGCUGCAGUAGCACUUGGGGGAGUGCAAAUCACAAUUGGAUUGAUGCACAUUGGCUUCGGAGUUGUUCUUGGGUUACUGAGCACCUCUUACUCUAAGACUUGGGCAUAUUACUCUACUGCUUUUAUUGGUGGAUAUCCAUUUUGGGGUGGAGUCUUUUUCAUUGUUUCUGGCUCACUCUCCGUAUCAGCAUUCAAGAAGUUCUCUGACCGUCUGGUGAAGAGUACCCUGAUAAUAAACAUUUUUAGCAUCAUUUCUGCCUUUGUUGGAGUGGUUCUGUUUCUGUGUGAUCUGAACAACAAUGGCCACUAUUAUCAAGACUACUGGAUGGUGCUUUCUGGGAGAGGAAUUGCAGGUGUGCUGGCAAUAUUUUCCUUGUUGGAAUUCAGCAUAGCGUGGGCCACGGCCUACUUUGCAUACCAAACUAUCCUCCAUGGCAACAGAUCUGUCCUGGUUGCUCCAACUGUGUAUACGGCCAACCACUUGAUGCAAGAGUCGUCCCCAGCUUCUCCUAUAUAUGACAACGUUCCAGAUUAUGCUGUUAGGCAGUAACAGGCAUGAAGAAUCACUGGUACAAUUUCAUGUAGUAAACCUUCUCUGAAAAUAAGCUGUUAUUUUGCUGCCCAUGGUGCAAAUCUAUUUAGUGCCUGUAUUUGGAAUUUGUUCCUAGGCUCAUGGCUAACAGUCACUGGGUUUUUAAUCAGUGCCUCUUUCUGCUUACCAUUACCCCACCACAGAGGAAAGACAAGAGGGCCGAAACCUAACUGCAGUGUUCUCAGCAUCACAAACAUUCUUUUCUCGUUAUCUUUUUCACAAUAAAAUGUCAUGGGGAACACA